AUUUCCUGUCCCAUGUGACGUCAACAACUGGGGACGCACAAUCGCGCCGCCUUUUCAAAUAGCUUUAUUGUUCCCGACGGAAUAGGGCAGUGUGGGCGCAGCAGAGGCAGUGAGUGCGGGAUCCCAACAUGUUCUACCACAUCUCAUUGGAACAUGAAAUUCUUCUGCAUCCAAGAUAUUUUGGCCCUAACCUUCUCAACACUGUCAAACAGAAGCUCUUCACUGAGGUCGAGGGAACAUGUACUGGCAAGUAUGGCUUUGUGAUUGCAGUGACCACAAUCGAUAACAUCGGUGCGGGGGUGAUCCAGCCAGGCAGAGGGUUUGUGCUUUAUCCGGUCAAGUACAAGGCCAUUGUCUUCCGUCCUUUCAAGGGUGAGGUGGUGGAUGCUGUGGUGACCCAGGUUAAUAAGGUUGGACUGUUCACUGAAAUUGGUCCUAUGUCCUGCUUCAUAUCGAGACAUUCAAUCCCCUCUGAAAUGGAAUUUGACCCCAAUUCUAACCCACCAUGUUAUAAGACUGUGGAUGAGGAUGUCGUCAUUCAACAGGAUGAUGAGAUCCGGCUCAAAAUUGUCGGGACAAGAGUGGAUAAAAAUGAUAUUUUUGCUAUCGGUUCUCUGAUGGAUGAUUAUCUUGGUCUGGUGAGCUGACGUGUACCACCCCCUGUCUCUGAAGUAACAAAUGAUCUGCUCCCUCGGCAUCCGUUGUGUUUUGGUGCCGUGCACAAAGCAGGAAAGGGUCCAUUUAUGGGGAUGUUUAACCCGUUGUACAUAUUUUCCCAUUUGUUUUAAUAAAAGGCUACAAACUAA
Xenopus laevis (African clawed frog) is the source of this 806-nucleotide messenger RNA. It is a transcript of the gene polr2g.S, whose product is annotated as DNA-directed RNA polymerase II subunit RPB7. Gene Ontology annotation, molecular function: translation initiation factor binding; nucleic acid binding; single-stranded RNA binding. Gene Ontology annotation, cellular component: nucleus; RNA polymerase II, core complex; P-body. NCBI's taxonomy places the organism in Eukaryota, Metazoa, Chordata, Amphibia, Anura, Pipidae. The record is from RefSeq and is a predicted model, not a curated record. Gene Ontology annotation, biological process: positive regulation of nuclear-transcribed mRNA poly(A) tail shortening; DNA-templated transcription initiation; DNA-templated transcription. The transcript has 8 exons. The coding region runs from base 129 to 647 and encodes 172 amino acids.